ACUAAUCUUCUUCACCCCUAGUGUCAAGCCCUUUGACGAUUUGAUGUACUUUCCCACCACGUUGGGUAUGCAAGCCUCACCUCAUUCUUACGCCACGGACUUGGAGCCCCAGGGACUCUGUGUAGGUCUUAGAGUUAGACCUGGGCAAUGCUAAAGGCUGACUCGAUCGGUGCAGAAUGCAGUCAUCGUCUCUGCUCCACAUUCCUCAUUCGUUGAUCGCUGGUUGGCUUCUUAUGAAACAUUCAGUGAUGGUGAAUGGGACGAUCACUCUGUCAAUAUUCCCUGGCACAUUGCCAGACGAUACCCUGACGAAAUUCAAGUCUUAUCCAACAGAGCUUUCUUUUGGCCAAUGUGGCACGGGGACGAGAUCAAAAAAACUCACGAGUUGGACGGGCACCGCUUCAAGGCAGGAGGACAGUAUGCGUACCAUGCUUGGGAGAGUUUAGCGAUGAAGUAUUUAGAGGCACUCUCCCCACAAUCUCUGA
Molecule: messenger RNA, 485 nt
Organism: Kockovaella imperatae
Lineage: Eukaryota; Fungi; Basidiomycota; Tremellomycetes; Tremellales; Cuniculitremaceae
Exons: 3
Coding region: 177-446 (89 amino acids)
Source: RefSeq, a predicted model, not a curated record